This is a messenger RNA of Lampris incognitus (smalleye Pacific opah), 2286 nucleotides long. RefSeq names its product hydroperoxide isomerase ALOXE3-like. The record is from RefSeq and is a predicted model, not a curated record. The coding region runs from base 1 to 2010 and encodes 669 amino acids. Lineage: Eukaryota; Metazoa; Chordata; Actinopteri; Lampriformes; Lampridae. The transcript is spliced from 14 exons. Gene Ontology annotation, biological process: lipid oxidation; linoleic acid metabolic process. Gene Ontology annotation, molecular function: iron ion binding; protein binding; oxidoreductase activity, acting on single donors with incorporation of molecular oxygen, incorporation of two atoms of oxygen.
AUGGCGGUGUACAGCUUAGAAGUGACAACUGGUGACAUGGCAUAUUCAGGAACAACUGACUGUGUUUUUGUCACCUUAACUGGAACCGAAGGAGAGAGCGAACGCACCAAGUUAGACAACUUUGGCAUAGAUUUUAGUGCUGGGAAGACGGGGAGCUACACCGUGAAAACCAGUUCACCUCUGGGGAAACUCCUCCUUGUCAAAGUGGAGAAAGAUCCCUUUUUAUUUCUCCCGGAAAACGAGUGGUUCUGCUCCCAGAUAGUGGUGACCACCCCGGAGGAAGAGCUUAUCCUUUUCCCCUGCCACAGAUGGGUGUCCAGGGGGGAAAAUGUAGAACUGAGAGGAGGGAAAGCCAUGAAGGUUUUUGAGGAUGAUCAUCCGCUGCUGAUCGACCACCGGAAGAGAGAGUUGAUCCUUCAUAACCACUUGUAUCAAUGGCGCACAUUUGCUGAGGGAGUAUCCCGCGUCUCCAAUUUCAACGAUAUGUCCGAGCUCCCAGCUGAGAUCCGUUUCUCCAUGUCCAGAGCCCUUGAGAUUAGCUAUACAAAAAAGACUGCCUUAGCUGAACUCAAGUUGAAGGGGUUGAGUGAAUCAGCUGAUGCGUGGGAAGACAUUGAGGCCAUGAAAAAUGUAUUUUGGCUCAGGAGGACACCUAUCUCAGAAUAUGUAGCAGAGCAUUGGACGGAAGAUGACUUUUAUGGAUUCCAGUUUCUGAAUGCAACCAACUCCAAUGUGAUCCAACGCUGUAAGAAGCUUCCCUCCAACUUUCCCGUCACAGAGGAGAUGGUGAAGCCCUUCCUGGAGGACGGCAGCACUCUGCAGAUGGAAAUGGAGAAAGGCAAUGUAUUCAUCUGUAACUACAAGAUGAUGGAUGGCUUACCCACAAGAAUGGAGAACGGUGAACUGCUGCCUCUCACUGCAGGGCUCUGCUUGUUAUACUCAAACCCAGAAAAUAAACUGAUGCCUAUCGCAAUACAGCUUCAUCAACAACCUUCAGUGCAGAACCCUAUUUUCCUUCCCAGUGAUCCAGAGACUGACUGGCUGCUAGCCAAGAUGUUUCUGAAAAACGCAGAGGCCAUCCAGUACCAGAUUAUCUAUCACCUCUUGAACACUCACUUUCUGACUGAAGCCUGUGCUGUUGCGACCUUUAGAUGCUUUCCUGUAAUUCACCCCCUCUACAAGCUGCUGUUGCCCCAUUUCCGGUACACCAUCCCAAUAAACACUGUAGGCCGUGCUCGUCUUCUCGGGUCCGGUGGAGUUUUCAGUGAAAGUUCACUGGGACCGGACGGGCUGAUAGCGCUAAUGAAAAGAGCUCUCUCUGAGACGACCUACAGCUCUCUGUGUCUGCCAGAGAACAUCGCAGCUCGAGGACUGGAGUCUGUCCCCAACUUCUACUACAGAGAUGAUGGACUGAGACUGUGGAGCAUCGUCAACAGCUUUGUUGAGGCAGUAGUGAAGAACUACUACCCCUCAGACUGGGAGGUGUGUAAAGACUCUGAGCUACAGACAUGGAUCAACGAGAUCUUCACCAAUGCCUUCUUCGAAAAUGCCAGCUCAGGAAUCCCUGCACACUUUCACACUGCAGAGGAAGUGAUUAAGUUCAUCACCAUGGUCAUCUUCACAGCGUCAGCCGGACAUGGUGCGGUCAACAAUGGGCAGUUCGACUACCAUAGCUGGAUCCCAAACAGCUCUCUCCUGCUCCGCAAGGCUCCUCCAUACGCUAAGGGGCAAGCUACCAUGCAGACCGUUUUGGAGACACUGCCCAGCGUUGGACAGACAGUCAACUUUAUGUCCACUGCUUGGUUAUUGGGCAAGAAAUACGGUGACAGAAUUCUUCUCGGUUCAUAUCCUGCUGAACGCUUUGAUGAACUUGCCGUCAAGCAGAUGAUUAAAGAGUUUCAAGCAGAGCUGCUCUAUCUCAGCGAAGCCAUUGCAAAGAGGAACGCAGAGCUUGUGGUGCCGUACAACUACUUAAACCCUGCUGAGAUUGAAAACAGUGUUUCCAUUUGAAUAGAUCAGUAGGCACAAUUAAAGAGGAUCUACUGUGUGUGAAACCGACGAAUCUUCUAAACAAAAUGCUUUUUUUGGGUAUAGCUUUGUGUUCUCUUCCUCCAAGAACAGAUAUAAACUAAUUUUAAUGCCCGUAUGUAUAUCGGGCAUUGAAUGAUGAUGAGUCUGAUGAUUCUAAGGAGGAUUUUGCAGCUUAACGUAUUUCUCAGCUGUUGUGUCAGGGCUCAUCGCUUCAUCUGACUUGAGUUGGAGCUCUUUGGUUCACCAUAAAUAAAU